This is a messenger RNA of Aegilops tauschii subsp. strangulata, 1495 nucleotides long. RefSeq lists its product as uncharacterized. The record is from RefSeq and is a predicted model, not a curated record. Gene Ontology annotation, molecular function: phosphoprotein phosphatase activity. Gene Ontology annotation, biological process: protein dephosphorylation. NCBI's taxonomy places the organism in Eukaryota, Viridiplantae, Streptophyta, Magnoliopsida, Poales, Poaceae.
UGUUUUCCCGUCACCUCCCCUCGUUCGCAACCGAAAAAUUGCAGAGCGCGAGGCGCGUUGGUUUCUUGGCUUCUUUCUCCCGAGAGCCUGCCCCCCCUCAGAAUCAACCAAAGCCAGAUGAAGAUUCGCGAGAUCUUAUCCGAGGAGGAGGAGGACUGCGGCGGCGAGGCGGGGCUCGACGAGGCGCUGCGCGGAGGGGCGUUGGGCCACGGCGGCCGCGGCCGCGGCGACGAGCGGGUGGCGUGGGAGAGGGAGGACCCCGUCGGCGAGGCGCGGCUCGACGAGGCGCCGCGUGGAGCGGCAUUGGGCCACGGCGGGCAGGCGAGUGGCCUCGGCGGCAGCCGCGAGGAGGGGAUGGGGGAGGAGGAGGACGAGUGGUGGGUGCUGUGGGAGAGGGAGGACCGCGGUCGCGAGGCGCUGCGCGGAGCGGCGUUGGGCCACGGCGGGGAGGCGAGUGACCACGGCCGCAGCGGCGAAGCGGCGGUGGAGGAUGAGCUGGAUGAUGAGGACUGGGACGAGGCGCGGCGGGAGGAGGAGCUGCGGGGAGGGGGCCGAGGCCGCGGCGGGUCCUCGGGUUCGGGCCGUGGCGGCGGCGGGUGGCUCGGCUUCACGCAGCGGAAGCUCGUCGGCGUCGGCGCGAGGAUCGCCCUCUACCCCACCCUGGCCUACAACGUCGCGAGGAACAAGGUCCAGCCAUCGUUUCAUUGGUGGGAUCGCGUCGACGAGUAUGUUUUGCUAGGUGCUCUUCCCUUCUGCAAGCAUGUACCACGGUUGAAGGCGCUUGGGGUACGGGGAGUUGUCACUCUGAAUGAGCGGUUUGAGAUUUUUGUUGAAUCAAAAGUAUAUCAGGCUAAUGGCAUUGAGCAUCUUGAAAUUCCAACAAGGGAUUAUGCUUAUGCACCUUCCCAGAAGGAUAUCUGCAAGGCUGUAGAUUUUAUCAACAGGCAUGCGUUGCAAGGUAAUACUACCUAUGUUCACUGCAAGGCUGGACGGGGAAGAAGCACUACUGUGGUUUUGUGCUAUUUGAUCAAAUACAAAAACAUGACUCCUGAAGAUGCUUGGGCUCACACCAAAUCGAUACGUCCUCGGGUUUGUUUGACAAGUACUCAAGAGGAGGCUGUUGCACUGUUUAGCAAGCUCAACCUUGAUGGAGACCUUCCAUUCCAGAGUUCGGUGGGGGCAGCAGCCCGUCCCAGGCCCAACACUAGGAAGAUUCAGCCCGAUCCUUCGGAUCAUCCGGAACUGUAGCACUGUCACGUGCAUUAUUACCGAAGGAGAUCAGUUUGUGUAACACCAAUCACAUUACGGUACGCAUCUAAAGGAAAAAUAGGAAGAAUCACAUACGGCACGUGAAUAAUGUUGAAGUUUGCCUUGUACGCAGACCAGUUUUUUGGGUGUAAUGAUCAUUGUGCACUAUGUCAUCUAUGUUUUUUUUGCGGGGACGUCAUCUAUAUUUUUGAUAUAUAUGGAUAUAGGUGUGAAUAUGCCUUUUCUA